AUGGUUUUGAAACGCAGUGGGAACAAUGCGGGAAAGGGUAAGUCUAUUUCCCGAAAAUCUAGCACAACCAAGCCCUCAAAAGCGUCGACUACGAAAGAUGUCAGGAAAUCGCAGACGGUUAAGAACAGUGAUUCUAAGCAAGUAAAAAGGCCCAAAAAGACUCUCAAAAUAAUGUCCAAGAGCGUCAAUUACUCGCUGUGCAUUCCUGUGAGCAUCAUAGACAACUGCAAGAACCUUGAGCAAAUCACGCAUGUGGUGUACCAGGUUGCCAAAAGUGCAGUUUUGUUCAAUGCUGGGGAGAUCGUCGUGCUAAAUCUGGGUCGUGACUCUGAUAAAAGCUCCGCGAUUGGUGGUGGCUCUCAAAAAUUAUCGCCAUCGCUUCUGAUAGCCUCUCUUCUACAAUUCUUUGUUACACCUCCAUAUCUGGUGAAGUCGGUGUUCAAAAAAGACUACCAGCGAUGCCUGCAGAUUGCAUCGAAGCUGCCGCGAAUUUCUGCACUACCGUUUAUGCGAUACUCGAACGAUGACCAGGGACGCUAUCGCGAAGGACUGGCAGUCACUAUGGACAAACCGGGACAACGCAGUUCGAAGACCGGUAGCAAGCAAAAGGCGUACGAUCAGACCAAAUACGUUAAUGUGGGCAAAAAAGAAAUGGUCGAGCUUCGAGGCCAGCUUGUGCCAGCCAAUGUUCGCGUUACCGUGGACAUUGUAGAACGCAAAGUUGUAUCGCCAACGGAGGCCUACGGCGACUUUGUGGGAGCUCAGGCGUCUUUUGGCUACCACGUUCGCGUGGCUCGGAAUUUUGGCGAUAUUUUUAUGAAAAGCGCCUUGCCAGAGGGCUACACCCAGACCGUGUGGGUGAAUAGUGGUGACUUCUAUUUCAAUUCUGAGGUUCCCAAAAACGUAAAGCUGGGAAUCAAGAUACCGCGCAUAGAGAAAGUUCUGAAGCCUACAGUCGAGGAGAUUGCCAGUGGAGAGGCCGAAAAACCUGCCAACAUGAUGGUUGUAUUUGGCAAGUGGGACCACUUGUCGCAAAGCUUCAAGCAGUGCAGUGACAUGUUCGAGCAGUGCGAGGGCGCCCAUCAAUUUUUCGACGGCCAGCUGCAGCUACCUGGUGCUGUUCCCGAGGCCAACCUUGCAAUUCAUGACGGUUGCAUGAUCGCUCUAACACUACUUUCGAGCUUGUGA
Lachancea meyersii CBS 8951 is the source of this 1188-nucleotide messenger RNA. The record is from the annotation of a GenBank genome assembly. NCBI's taxonomy places the organism in Eukaryota, Fungi, Ascomycota, Saccharomycetes, Saccharomycetales, Saccharomycetaceae.